AUGUGGGCACCUCUGCUGUGCUGUUUGGCUUUAGCCGGUGUUGGGCGACCUGCUGAAAAUCGCUCGGGGACAGCAGUCGAAGAGAAACCAAUAAUAGCCAGAGGGAAGCUACUGGCUCCCAGUGUGGUGGGAUGAUCCAUUAAGAAGAUGCCAGAGCUCAGGGAGUUUCUGAUGGAGCGCUGGGCACUGUAUCAUAACCUUGAAUACGACUCUGGGGAGGAGAAGAACCCUCGACUCAUUUUCUACGACGAGAAAGAUGAAGUUGUAAAGGCAAUCAAGGUGAAGAAGAUGAAGGCGGAUGAGAUAAGCGCUCUGCUGGACUCUCUGGGCUUCUACCGAAGGUCUCAGAAGGGAGAGGACAUCCCGGAGGAAUUCCAGCAUUUUCCGCUGCAUGCGCCGCGGGACGAGCUGUGA
Molecule: messenger RNA, 414 nt
Organism: Conger conger (European conger)
Lineage: Eukaryota; Metazoa; Chordata; Actinopteri; Anguilliformes; Congridae
Gene: selenoe
Product: selenoprotein e
Exons: 4
Source: RefSeq, a predicted model, not a curated record